UGCAUCUGAAUCAUCUAAUUCUUGCAUUGAUAACAAUAACAAUGAAGCCCAAGAGACUAAAAAGAAUCAAUCUGAUCUUGAAAAUAAUGAAAGUGGUGAGGUUCCUAAUCUUGAAGAUGAUGGAAUCCUUCUAGAUGUAAGUGAGACAGGAAUCCUUUCGGAUGUAAGUGAGACAGAAAUGGAAUUUGAAUAUCAAGAAUCUGAAAAUAAUCUAGAUGAUGAUAAGCUUGCAGAAAUUAUUGUCGACUUGUCAUAUAGCGAUGAUGCCGAAGCUUUUAAAGUAGCUCAGGCCAUAGAAAGAUAUAUUCAAAUUAUCAAUAAACCUAUUGCAACAGAAGGAUUGCUCGAAGAUAAUGAAAUAAUUGCCAUGGUUCAAGCUGAAGAAAAUGAUCAACAACAGGAAAGUGAUGAUGACGACGAAGAGCCUCCACCUCCACCUGUAACAACUACAAAGAUACAUAAUGCAAUAAAGACUGUUUUACGCUAUGAAGAGCAGAUUAAUUCAGAAUCUAACCUUGAGCUCGAAGAAUUAGAAUUUUUGCAGAAAAUAA
Messenger RNA from Dentiscutata erythropus, 551 nucleotides. NCBI's taxonomy places the organism in Eukaryota, Fungi, Glomeromycota, Glomeromycetes, Diversisporales, Gigasporaceae. The record is from the annotation of a GenBank genome assembly.